This is a messenger RNA of Blepharisma stoltei, 696 nucleotides long. The record is from the annotation of a GenBank genome assembly. Lineage: Eukaryota; Ciliophora; Heterotrichea; Heterotrichida; Blepharismidae.
AUGACGAGCAUAAGGGAGAAUUUAAAAAAUUAUCGAUUUCAAAGCCCAGCAAGGAUACUUCUAACAGAUGAUUUUCUAUCAAAAACUUUAGACUCUGAAAAAAACACUGUCCGUACGGAUAGCACUUCUAAACAAAUACCAACAAAAUCUCGCCUAUCAGCCACAUCAAGAUCUUACAUGUCAGCCACUCCUCACUCAACAACAAAACAAAUCAACUUAGAUGACUGUUUUUCUCCAGGUAAUCAAUUUUUCCCUAAAUUUCUUGCAAGAUUGCAAGGACUUGGAACUGUAAAAUUUGAACGAACGGUGGUUAAAGAAGAAGAUAAGAUUUUGAGCUUUAACAGAAUUCUCCAAUCUGUUAAUCUAUCUCCAGUAGUGAAAAAAUCUGUUAAAAAACGUAAAAGAGUAAGUUAUAUGCCAAUAGGCACACAUUACAAAAAAUUAGAAGCAAAAAUCACUCUAAAUACUAUGGAGUUUAAUAACAGCCAGAAAAAUUCACCCCCAAGUCCAAGCCAAGGAAAGCGAUAUGGGUUAAAAAUUGUAUCGUCUCCUUAUCCUAAUAAUUCUCCAUUUAAAGGAGAAGCAAUAGGGAGAAACAUACAAGAAAUAAAACCAAUCAAAAUGAUUGAUAUCGCAACUUGGGCCCCUGAUUGCCCAAAUUCCCUAAGAGCUAGCAGCAAAAAAAUUAAACAAUAA